GAGCGAAGCUCUGGAUCUGCGCGCUUGACAGCCCCGGGAGAAGGAGGCGCGGGAGACAGGGUGAUCAGCGAGAUUCACAGCCCUGGAACUGCGCGGGCUCCGGCGGUGGCAGCUCCAGGAACCCUACAUCAAUUUUCAUUUGACAAGCUGGUGACCAAGAUGCCCAGAGAUUAGUCCCCAUGCAUGUGCGUCACCUUAGACACAGUCAUAAGACACAGCAAGCCUCCAGUCUUCCUGACCUGUUGCUUGGGGACACGUCCCUUCCCUGCUCCUGACGUCUGCCUGGUCAACCUUGGCUUCCUGGGAGAACAAGGAAGGAGGUGGGACACAUGAAACCAUGCCACCCAAGGCCGAAUGGCAAUGAGUAAGUGACGCCAAGUUGACGUCAAAGACAGAAGCGGCUGGAAUUCUGCAACCAGCUCUUUUCCUGGAGUAGCUCGGGGCCCCUGCAAGAGUCAUCUUAGCUUAGAGGUCUUCCAAAGGACACAGACACCAUGGAAGAGCACACAUUUGGAGUUCAGCAGAUCCAACCCAAUGUCAUUUCUGUCCGUCUCUUCAAACGCAAAGUCGGGGGUCUGGGCUUCUUGGUGAAGGAACGGGUCAGCAAGCCACCCGUGAUCAUCUCUGACCUGAUUCGAGGAGGUGCCGCGGAACAGAGCGGCCUUAUCCAAGCUGGAGACAUCAUUCUAGCCGUUAAUGGCCGGCCCCUGGUGGACCUCAGCUACGAGAGCGCCCUGGAGGUACUCAGGGGCAUUGCCUCUGAGACCCACGUGGUCCUCAUUCUGAGGGGCCCGGAGGGCUUCACUACACACCUGGAGACCACCUUCACAGGAGACGGAACCCCCAAGACCAUCCGGGUGACCCAGCCCUUGGGUCCCCCCACCAAAGCUGUUGAUCUGUCCCACCAACCGUCAGGCGGCAAAGACCAGCCAUUAGCAGUAGGCAGGACCACGGAUCCUGGUAAUGGGCCUCAGCAUGCCCAUGGCAAUGGACAGGAAGCUGGCUUAGUCUCCCAAGCUAAUGGUCUGGCCAUUGACCCUACAAUAAAAAGUACCAAGGCCAAUCUCCAGGACAGCCGGGAACAUGACGAACUACUCAAAGAGAUAGAACCUGUACUGAGCCUCCUAAACAGUGGAGGCAAAGCAAUCAACAGAGGUGGACCAGCCAAAGCAGAAAUGAAGGACACAGGUGUCCAGGUGGACAGAGAUGGGGACAGCAAGCUGCACAAAGCUCUGCCGCUGGGCAGCGAGAACGACCGAGUCUUCAAUGACCUGUGGGGGAAGGGCAACGUCCCUGUGGUCCUCAACAACCCGUAUUCAGAGAAGGAGCAGCCCCCCACCUCGGGAAAGCAGUCCCCCACCAAGAAUGGCAGCCCUUCCAGGUGCCCCCGCUUCCUCAAGGUCAAGAACUGGGAGACAGAUGUGGUCCUCACUGACACUCUGCACCUCAAGAGUACAUUGGAAACGGGGUGCACAGAGCACAUCUGCAUGGGCUCUGUCAUGCUGCCAUCCCAGCACACUCGGAAGCCAGAAGAUGUCCGCACAAAGGACCAGCUCUUCCCGCUAGCCAAAGAAUUUCUCGACCAAUACUACUCGUCCAUUAAAAGGUUUGGCUCCAAGGCGCACAUGGACAGGCUGGAGGAGGUGAACAAGGAGAUCGAAAGCACCAGCACCUACCAGCUCAAGGACACCGAGCUCAUCUACGGAGCCAAGCAUGCCUGGCGGAAUGCCUCUCGAUGCGUGGGCAGGAUCCAGUGGUCCAAGCUGCAGGUGUUCGAUGCCAGAGACUGCACCACGGCCCACGGCAUGUUCAACUACAUCUGUAACCACGUCAAGUAUGCCACCAACAAGGGGAACCUCAGGUCGGCCAUCACUAUAUUCCCCCAGAGGACAGACGGCAAGCAUGACUUCCGAGUGUGGAACUCACAGCUCAUCCGCUAUGCUGGCUACAAGCAACCAGAUGGCUCUACCUUGGGGGACCCUGCGAAUGUGCAGUUUACAGAGAUCUGUAUUCAGCAGGGCUGGAAAGCCCCGAGAGGCCGCUUCGAUGUCCUGCCACUCCUGCUCCAGGCCAAUGGCAAUGACCCUGAGCUCUUCCAGAUCCCCCCAGAGCUGGUGCUGGAAGUGCCCAUCAGGCACCCCAAGUUUGACUGGUUUAAAGACCUGGGGCUCAAAUGGUAUGGCCUCCCUGCUGUGUCCAACAUGCUGCUGGAGAUUGGGGGCCUGGAGUUCAGCGCCUGUCCCUUCAGCGGCUGGUACAUGGGCACAGAGAUCGGCGUCCGUGACUACUGUGACAACUCUCGAUACAACAUCCUGGAGGAAGUAGCCAAGAAGAUGAACUUGGACAUGAGGAAGACGUCCUCCCUGUGGAAGGACCAGGCGUUGGUGGAGAUCAACAUUGCUGUUCUAUACAGCUUCCAGAGUGACAAGGUGACCAUUGUUGACCACCACUCUGCCACCGAGUCCUUCAUCAAACACAUGGAAAAUGAGUACCGCUGCAGAGGGGGCUGCCCUGCCGACUGGGUGUGGAUUGUGCCCCCCAUGUCGGGCAGCAUCACCCCUGUCUUCCACCAGGAGAUGCUCAACUAUCGACUCACCCCCUCCUUCGAAUACCAGCCUGACCCAUGGAACACGCAUGUGUGGAAGGGUACCAAUGGGACCCCCACGAAGCGGCGAGCCAUUGGCUUCAAGAAAUUGGCAGAAGCCGUCAAGUUCUCAGCCAAGCUGAUGGGGCAGGCCAUGGCCAAGAGGGUCAAAGCAACGAUUCUCUAUGCCACAGAGACAGGAAAAUCACAAGCCUAUGCCAAGACCCUGUGUGAGAUUUUCAAGCACGCCUUUGACGCCAAGGCAAUGUCCAUGGAGGAGUAUGACAUUGUGCACCUGGAGCACGAAGCCCUGGUCUUGGUGGUCACCAGCACCUUUGGCAAUGGAGACCCCCCUGAGAACGGGGAGAAAUUUGGCUGCGCUUUGAUGGAGAUGAGGCACCCGAGCUCCGUGCAGGAGGAAAGGAAGAGCUACAAGGUUCGAUUCAACAGCGUCUCCUCCUAUUCUGACUCCCGCAAGUCGUCAGGCGAUGGGCCCGACCUCAGGGACAACUUUGAAAGCACUGGACCCCUAGCCAAUGUGAGGUUCUCAGUAUUCGGCCUGGGCUCUCGGGCGUACCCUCACUUCUGCGCCUUUGGGCAUGCAGUGGACACCCUCCUGGAGGAGCUAGGAGGGGAGAGGAUUCUGAAGAUGAGGGAGGGGGAUGAGCUCUGCGGGCAGGAAGAGGCAUUCAGGACCUGGGCCAAGAAAGUCUUCAAGGCAGCCUGUGAUGUGUUCUGUGUUGGGGAUGACGUCAACAUCGAGAAGGCAAACAAUUCCCUCAUCAGCAACGACCGCAGCUGGAAGAGGAAUAAGUUCCGCCUCACCUAUGUGGCUGAAGCUCCAGAGCUGACACAAGGUCUUUCCAAUGUGCACAAAAAGCGAGUCUCAGCUGCUCGAUUCCUUAGCCGCCAAAACCUGCAAAGCCCCAAGUCCAGCCGAUCAACCAUCUUCGUGCGUCUCCACACCAACGGGAAUCAGGAGCUGCAGUACCAGCCAGGCGACCACCUAGGUGUCUUCCCUGGCAACCACGAGGACCUCGUGAAUGCGCUCAUUGAGCGGCUGGAGGAUGCACCGCCUGCCAACCACAUGGUGAAGGUGGAGAUGCUGGAGGAGAGGAACACAGCUCUGGGUGUCAUCAGCAAUUGGAAGGAUGAGCCUCGCCUUCCACCCUGCACCAUCUUCCAGGCCUUCAAGUACUACCUGGACAUCACCACGCCACCCACGCCCCUGCAGCUGCAGCAGUUCGCCUCCCUGGCCACCAGCAAGAAAGAGAAGCAGCGGCUGCUGGUCCUCAGCAAGGGGCUGCAGGAAUAUGAGGAGUGGAAAUGGGGCAAGAACCCCACUAUUGUGGAGGUGCUGGAGGAGUUCCCGUCCAUCCAGAUGCCAGCCACACUUCUCCUCACCCAGCUGUCCCUGCUGCAGCCUCGCUACUAUUCCAUCAGCUCCUCCCCAGACAUGUACCCCGACGAAGUGCACCUCACUGUGGCCAUUGUCUCCUACCACACUCGAGAUGGGGAAGGACCCAUUCACCACGGCGUGUGCUCCUCCUGGCUCAACCGGAUACAGGCUGAUGACGUAGUCCCCUGCUUCGUGAGAGGUGCCCCUAGCUUCCACCUGCCUCGAAAUCCCCAGGUCCCUUGCAUCCUGGUUGGCCCAGGCACCGGCAUCGCACCCUUCCGAAGCUUCUGGCAACAGCGACAAUUCGACAUUCAACACAAAGGAAUGAAUCCCUGCCCCAUGGUCCUGGUCUUUGGAUGUCGACAAUCCAAGAUAGAUCAUAUCUACAGAGAGGAGACCCUGCAGGCCAAGAACAAGGGUGUCUUCCGAGAGCUGUAUACUGCCUAUUCCCGGGAACCUGACAGGCCAAAGAAAUACGUGCAGGACGUGCUGCAGGAGCAGCUGGCCGAGCCUGUGUACCGCGCCCUGAAGGAGCAAGGAGGCCACAUCUAUGUCUGUGGGGAUGUCACCAUGGCCGCCGAUGUCCUCAAAGCCAUCCAGCGCAUAAUGACGCAGCAGGGGAAGCUCUCAGAGGAGGAUGCUGGUGUGUUCAUCAGCAGACUGCGGGAUGACAACCGGUACCAUGAGGACAUCUUUGGAGUCACCCUGCGAACAUAUGAAGUGACCAACCGCCUUCGAUCUGAGUCCAUUGCCUUCAUUGAAGAGAGCAAAAAAGACACAGAUGAGUAAGGUUUUCAGCUCCUAACUGGAUCCUCCUGCCCCAUGGGAUCACAGUUGACUAACCGCGGACACACAUGGCUGAACCUUCCCCACGGGACCCCAUGUGACCCACCCUGCCUUUUGUCCUGUUGCUGUGUCCUGGUCCUUCCUCCCACCCCACACUCCCAACCCUGGGUUUUCUCCUUGCCUCCUUCUGCAAUGCAUUGUCCCUGUACCCUGCAGUGGCUCUUACAAAACUACACCCUCCCUACCCGCUCGUUGCCAAGGGCAGGUUGUGGCGCAUGAAACCACCGGGUCAUGGCUGUCACUCCUGUUGGGGUCUGAAGGCAACUGGCACUGGGCUUCAGAGUCACCCUGAGCCAGUCCCUUGACCACUUCAGCACUGCCCGUGCGUGCGUGCGUGCGUGCGUGCGUGCGUGUGACAGGCCUAGGUCACUCUCUGUCCUCUUACCCGAGUCCUCUGCCUCCGUGAAGGAUGUCCAGUGUCCACUGCCUUCGUGAAGGACGUUCAGUGUCAUGAAACAUGUUCCUAACUAUUGUUAAUCCCUCUCCAUGUCCAUCAUGACAGAUCUGUGUCAGCCUCUCUGAAACACAUCAAGUCCCUUUACUAAUCUAGUGAACCAAUCACAGCGGGAGAUAGGCAGGUGACGGAGAGGAGGUGAAGGAGUCAGUUUUUGAAUUCAAGGUGUUCAGAGUCUGACCCCUGUCAGCAGAGGUCUGUCUGGGAGAUUUACCCAGAUGGUGAACUGGGCAAGCACCUCCCCUCCCCCACCCACCUCAGCUGGGGCCACCAGCCCUUGAGCUCCCUCCUUAUACCUAGGCAGCCCCAGCUAUGAGCCCAGCAGCCAUGCUAAGCAAGGAAGCAUGCUGGGAGUAGAGACUUCGCCACCAAGGAAGGGUGUGCCUAACUCUAAGUCUGCCCUUAUUGAAGGAAUGGAAGUGCCUCCCGGAGUGCUUUGGAGCCUGGAAGCAAACACCAAGGAAGAAGAUAGCUGGUUUUUAUUCCUCCAAAUCGGCUUGCCUCCCACUUGGGAAUAAUUUCCUCUCCCACACCCCACCCCUAAAACGAGCAGCCAUAGCCAGGGCAAGUUGGCCCUUCGAGGCAACUGUGUUCUGAGUCAGCAGGCCCAAGGGGUCGGCUCUGAGUCCCAUGUUCUGUGCUUUUGUUUGGUUCUGUGAUGCAGAAAAAACGAAACAAAAAAUUUCCUCUACAUCCUGAGCCAGGGCCUGGCUCUCUUGAUGCUAAGUAUUGGGGCUGCCAUAUAGAAAGUGCCAAGGACUUUACGGUUGUGGACCCAAACCUAAGAACGUCAAUCCUUCCUUCCUUCCUUCCUUCCUUCCUUCCUUCCUUCCUUCCUUCCUUCCUUCCUUCCUUCCUUCCUUCCUUCCUUCCUUCCAUUUUCCUAGACAGGGUCUACUGUUGCCCAGGCUGGCUUUGAACUCAUGACCUUGAAUUGCUAAUCCUCUUGCCUCUACUUCCCUAGCUAGGAUUACAGGCAACUACGUCCAGUUUACACUGUGCUGGGGAGGGGGAAGGGGGGUGUCAAGCCCACGAUUUCCUGCACACCAGGCAAACACUUUACCAAUUGAUCAACAUCCCCAGUCUUCAGUCUUCAACCCGAAAUUCAGAGACAGGUCUCAUGCUGCUCCGGACACCCCCACCACAUCCCAUCACUAGCAUGUGGAUUUGUCCCAGUUAUCACCCCCUGGCCCCAGUUUCCCCCAGUAGCCUGGAGGCAAGGCAGCAUCCUCUGACGGUCCCUCCAACACAGUUCCCACCACUUUCUUCCCAGGGACUUCCUUCUCAAUCCUUCAAGCCUCUGUGAACACUUCCUAAGACUAGUCGAUUCCCCAGAUCUGAACGGCUAUGCCCAACCUCCAUCCGAGAGCCUUCUCUCUGCACGCCAGCUACAUGCACGCCUGCAUCGGCGAUUUUUCCACCUCUGAAUAAGGAGUGCUUACCAUGUGACAGGCUCCUCCCCACCCCCACCCCUGUAUAUCCGGGUGCUCCCAGUAGCAGGUGGACAGAUGGAAGCUUCGUGUCACUUGCCAGAGAGUCCAAAGACAGGAUUACAUAACCGGGUUCAGGAGGGACUUAGGUUUUCCAGUGCUAAAGAUGAGACCCAGGGCCUCACGUGUGCCAGACUGAGCUAUGUCCCCAACCCCCAAGAGAGAACGUUUUAUUUUUUUUUUAUUUUUUUUUUUAUUUUUUUUGGUUUUUCGAGACAGGGUUUCUCCGUAGCUUUGGAGCCUGUCCUGGAACUAGCUCUUGUAGACCAGGCUGGCCUCGAACUCACAGAGAUCCACCUGCCUCUGCCUCCCGAGUGCUAGGAUUAAAGGCGUGCGCCACCACCGCCCGGCCAAGAGAGAACGUUUUAAAAAAGACCUUUGAACUCUUAACCUAGGCAUCCUCCUUAGCCCCUGUCUAGAAGGCCAGAGACAGGCUGAAUGCCCUAAUCUUUUUCCAGAAAGCAGUCUAAAUUGCUUGUCCAACGGCUGGCUAAAGUGACCAUCUAGAGUGGGCCAAUACUGCCCUCUGCUGGUGGUUUUAGUUCAACCCACAGCCAGCAACAAGGGAAUCUACAGCUUAGAAUAGGAGAGUAGAGUUCAAGACUCAGUUUGUAGCCAGUCUGUCGUCUUCUGUGCUGACAGUAGCUUCAACCCCACUUCACAAAAGCAGGUUUGACCAGGAAGAAGAAGAUGACCCCUCAAAACAGGAGGGCUGGAGACGUAGGCUCCCUGCCAUCCCUGGAACGCCAGAGUUCAGCCUGUGGGAGGGGAAGAGAGCUUCUCUGCAUGUCCUUGGGGAAGCAAGCAGGUGACUUUGAGACAUAGGGGGGGAGCUGACGUGCCCCCUAUGAAGUUUCACAUGCACACCUGACCCACGCGUUAAUUCUGCCUUGUUUAUGCAGAAGGUCUGGCUCCUUGGCGUUCCUGAGAACCCGGAUUCCACUGAGCAGGGUGGCUUUGAUGAGAUAAUGGUCUAUGGCAGUGCCAACUCCAGCUCUAAUGAGCUUCCAUUUCCCCUAUGGCUGCGGACAACACCUUCCCGACAUCAAGAUUAUCACCGUCACUAGUUUAAGAGGGGGAAGGGGCAGGCAGAUUUUAUGCUAAGUCAACAAUACUUGCUACAGUCUGUCAUGAAGAGUGAAGACAGAGAGAGAUCCUUCCCCCCUGCACUCCCCCCCGUACCCCGUGCACUUCCCUCACCCCACCCUCCACACCCACCCCCGCCAUGGACAUGAAAGUCAUCAGGACAAAGGAAGAAAGCUGAAUCAGCCAGAAAACACAGGACCAAGGGUGUGGAUUUCCCUGGCAAAGGCUUGCAAGAGUUCAGGUUUCUCCUAAGGCCAGGGCAAAAUGCAAUGGUUCUGACCCUGAUGUCUGAGCCCCCAUCUCUGCAGCGUCACACACACACACACACACACACACACACACACACACCGCACACACUGCACACACACGGAGCCUUUCUCUGCGCCCUAGAAAAGUCCUUCUAGGUUGAGUUCAGCCGAGGUUUGCUUUUAUUUUCCUUCCAUCUCCGGCUCUGCCUCCUCAGCACCCAACCUUGAGAGGUUCAGGCUGUCCUGACUCUUUCUCUUUUCCCACUCACUGCCAGACCACCUAGAAGGAAAGGCACCCAAGAGGACUCACUGGCCAUGAAGUGUCUUAGACAAGAGGACCCAGGGACUCCUGGACUUCCAGGGGGCAUCCCCAAAGCGAAAAUGCUCCAUAAACUAAAAUAUCUUGUUGGUACCGCAAGUGAAUGCUUUAUUCACUCAUGAAAUGAUCUGAAAGAAUGGGCAGACUGGGCAUAAACUCAGGGAUAGUUUGCCUAGCCUGAGGAGUCCUUGGGUCCUUCCCAGCAUCGUCAGUAAAUUGUUCCGGGCUAUGUAUUUAAGAGAUAUAUAUAGAUAUAUACAUAUAUCUAUAUAUAUAUAUAUGAACCAUAAAUGGAUUUCAUGAUUAGAGGUGGGUCCCGUCUACCAAAUAUCCCAUUAGGAAUAUGCAAAUAUUAUGUUUUUUUUUAUCUAAAAUCGAAAACAUUUCUUGUCACAAGUAUUUCAUCAAAGUAAAAUCAACCAACCUAUCAGAAUCAAGGGAGAUAUUGGGGUAAGCGUGCCUCAGCUGUGUUUAUAAGUUUGUUUCUUUCUAACAUAUCUGAGUGGCCCCGGAUAACCGGGCGUCCCUGACCCAAGGCAGUCAGUUCCUAAUGAAGUGUCCCUGGAAGGCAGAAGCAAGGGUGACUUCACGAACUGAUAAUCUCCUAGCCAAGUCAGAACAUGGAAGUGACCGGGUUUAGUCAUGACCUCUAGGAGAUUCUAGCCAGGAACCCACUAACCUUGGCCUUCUUGUGUGGAGCACGGCUGUCUUGGUACUGUAGGAUGGUGAAUACCAUUUGUGGACUUUCCUACUAAAUGCUUCUGGCGGCCUCCCGCCAUCUGGGACAGCCACAAAGGUCACUAGAAAGUACUGAGUGCCCCUGAGAGGGCAGGACCUUCAGCCAUUGGACCAAGCAACCACUGCUUUUGGGCCAUGGAGCUGUCUACCUGUGACUGUAGGCCUUCUGGUUAUAGAGCUGGAGAAAGCCAGAAACCUGCCCCAGUUCGAUGGUUGCUUCUCUAACCUCCUUCAAACCAACGGUGACAUAGCAAAGUCUCAAAACUCCCAAGUCAGAGGGUAGCUCAGCGUUCUUAAGACAGAGGCACUGAGGAGCCACCUCUCACGUAGGGUCUGAGGCUAUCCCCUGUCCCUAUCCCACCUCCGUGACCCAAGCUCUGUCUUCCCACUUUUGUCGCUGUGUUGUCCUUGUGACUGUACGACCCACUCCAGGCUCGGCAAUUGCUUGCCAGAAGUCCCGCGUCCCACAUGGGAUCAGGUUACACCCAGAGGGUUCACUUCAGGGGUUACAGGGAGUGGGGGCAGGAGGACGGGCAGAGCCCGGGUUCCGUCUCACCACGCACAAGCUGUCAGAAACUCGGACGCCCCCACCCACCUCUGACUUCUCCAUGCUGCUAAUCUCUGCCAAGUGUCCCGUGUGCUCCAGCACUGCCACCUGCCCCCACGCCCUCUGCGAGGCUGUCCAGGCUGUGUUCUCGCAUGCUUCUCUUCUAUAUAACCCUCACCUUCUCAUUUGAUGGGAUUCAACACAAAGUCUACUUAUGCUUGUUUGCAUUAUGGUUAAACUAUUAAAAAAAAAAAGUG
Messenger RNA from Alexandromys fortis (reed vole), 9968 nucleotides. It is a transcript of the gene Nos1, whose product is annotated as nitric oxide synthase 1. NCBI's taxonomy places the organism in Eukaryota, Metazoa, Chordata, Mammalia, Rodentia, Cricetidae. Gene Ontology annotation, biological process: nitric oxide biosynthetic process. The record is from RefSeq and is a predicted model, not a curated record. Gene Ontology annotation, molecular function: flavin adenine dinucleotide binding; calmodulin binding; NADP binding.